CGUCGUCGUAUAAUCACAUGACCUUGCAUUGUAUAGCUCAGAGCCAAUUGCUUCAUCUCAUGAUUGAUUCUCGUCGAUUAAUUUGAGUCUGGGGCGCCAAGAACGGAGAAGUUAGGUAGGGUUUCUACGAUGAUAUACACGGCGAUAGACACGUUCUAUCUGACCGAUGAGCAGUUGCAGAACUCGCCGUCGAGAAAGGACGGCAUAGAUGAGGCCACGGAGACCACGCUCAGAAUCUAUGGCUGUGAUUUAAUCCAAGAAAGCGGAAUUUUGCUCAGAUUACCUCAAGCUGUUAUGGCCACUGGUCAGGUUCUGUUUCACCGAUUCUAUUGUAAGAAGUCCUUUGCACGCUUCAACGUCAAGAAAGUUGCUGCUAGCUGUUUGUGGCUUGCAUCAAAACUGGAGGAAUGCCCUAAAAAAGCCAGGCAGGUUAUCAUUGUUUUUCACAGGAUGGAAUGUAGGAGGGAGAACCUACCCAUUGAGCCGUUGGACCCAUAUUCAAAGAAAUAUUCGGACUUGAAGAUGGAGUUGAGUAAAGCAGAAAGACAUAUUUUAAAGGAGAUGGGUUUCAUUUGUCAUGUUGAGCAUCCUCAUAAGUUUAUAUCAAAUUAUCUUGCCACUCUGGAGACACCACCAGAAUUAACACAGGAAGCCUGGAAUCUAGCAAAUGACAGUUUGCGGACAACAUUGUGUGUGCGAUUCAAGAGUGAGGUUGUUGCUUGUGGUGUAGUUUAUGCUGCUGCUCGGAGGUUUCAAGUGCCCCUUCCUGAGAAUCCGCCAUGGUGGAAGGCAUUUGAUGCUGAGAAAUCAGGGAUUGAUGAAGUUUGUAGGGUGCUGGCUCAUCUGUACAGCCUUCCUAAAGCAAAGUACGUACCAGUCUGUAAGGAUGGAGAUUCUUUUACAUUUUCUAACAAGUCAUGGAAUUCACAGUCUCAGCCAAAUCCAAAGGAAGUUCCUACGAAGAGCCCAUCAGCUAUUGACAAUACCUCUAAUAUAAAGGCUGCAGCAGAAGUCAAUCCAGAAUCUGGUGGAUCAAAGGGUGUGUUGGCCAAGCUAGCCACUGACAAGCUGAAGGACUCUAAAGAGAGUGAUGAAAGUGUGCCUAUUGAGGGAGAGGCAAGAGAAGAUUUCAGUAUGAAAUCCAAGUCUGAACGCAGAACAGAAUCUAGUGGUGAUAAAAGCAAGGACAGGGAGAGGGACAGGGAGAGGGAGAGAGACAGAGACAGAGACAGGGACAGGGAUAGGGAUAGAAUGAAGGUCCGGGAUCGUGAUAGGGGCAGGGAUUCUGACCGUGAACGAGAUCGAGAGGAGUCUGAGAGGGACAGAACCAAGGACCGAGGUUAUCGUUCCAAGGAUAGAGCAAAAGAUUCAGGGGGGCAUUUGGAGAAAUCAAGACAUCACUCGUCACGAGAUCGUGACUAUCACAAUUCCGCCUAUUCUUCGCGGGACAAGGAUCGCCAUAGACAUCAUUCUUACGCUUGAACUGAUCAUCAAGUUCAAGACAUCUCUCUUUUUCUCCUAAACUUCAUCUGAACUGAAAAUACUUUGUGCUUUGUAUGUUGAGAGAAAACUGUAUGUUGACAGAAAAUGUAAAAGUGAGCAAUUGAGACUAUUUAUGGUUAUGGAUAUGCAUGAUUCUUCUAA
Prunus avium (sweet cherry) is the source of this 1644-nucleotide messenger RNA. Its product is annotated as cyclin-L1-1. The record is from RefSeq and is a predicted model, not a curated record. Gene Ontology annotation, biological process: regulation of transcription by RNA polymerase II. NCBI's taxonomy places the organism in Eukaryota, Viridiplantae, Streptophyta, Magnoliopsida, Rosales, Rosaceae. Gene Ontology annotation, molecular function: cyclin-dependent protein serine/threonine kinase regulator activity.